CCCAGCAAUAACAAGCAGUGCCUUGCUGCUACUGCUGCUGUGUGUGUGCUGUUCUUUGGUGUGUAACCUCGUGCUCUGCUGCUAUGAAGCAAUCCUGCAGCCUUUGACGAUCUCUCUAAAAAAGCAAAACAAAAACAAAAAACCUACAAUGGCCACGGCCACCAGCACCAAAAGCAGUAUCAAUGGGAUGAUAGUAGGAUCCAUGCAGUCUCCAGGCUCGUAUAGUCUGGAUCACAUUAGGAGACAGCAACGCAUGGAUCCUCGCCGGAGACAGGCUGCCCUUUCCUUCCUCACCAACAUCUCGCUGGAUGGGCGACCCCUGCAGGCUAAUGGGGCAGCAACGGAUGGCACUACAUGUGCAGUAAGUAAGAUUCGACAGACUUCACAGUUUGCUGAAAAUGAAGCAAUGCACAAUACAUCUCUUAAUACAUUACCUGCAAAUCAUCAACUCUUUACACAAAACAGCAAGACAGGGUUGAUCUCACCAUCAGGACCAUUACCUUGUUCACUGGGUGGGAGGCAGGAGAUGAUGGAGCAUGAGAUGCGGGGGAAAAAGCACCAUUUAAGUGAGUAUGAUGAAGAGGAGGAGGAGGAUGCAUUUACCAGCAAUGCUCCAUUACCAGCAUCUACAGGGAUACCUGUACCACUAUCCUGUGCAGGUAGCAGAGGACGCCUGAACUCUCUUACCUCUGCUAUUCUACCAGCUGCUUUUUGCAGGACUUCUGCUCCAGUUUUCAGCUGCAGUGACCAAAUACAAGGUGGAAGCAACAGUGCCUUUGACAUCCAGAGGUCACGGCGACGUCUGAUCUCUCAGCGGUCUUCACUGGAAACACUUGAAGACAUUGAAGAAAAUGCUCCUCUGCGCAGAUGUCGGACUCUGUCCGGUUCACCCAGACCAAAGAAUUUUAAGAAGGUGCAUUUUAUUAAGAGCAUGAGACAGCACGACACAAGGAGUGGCAGAAUUGUCCUAAUAAGCGGAAGAAGAUCGUUUUGUAGCAUAUUUUCUGUGCUGCCAUACCGAGACUGUUCACAUGUUGGGGAUGUAAAACUGGAAGGUACGAGGCAGCGGCAUUCCUCCGGUGGAAUGAAUACAAGAGAAAUGAUUCUUGGCCUUGAAGGAGUUGAGCUUGGAGCUGAUGGGAAGACUGUAUCGUAUACACAGUUUUUGUAUCCUACCAAUGCCUUGGGAGCCCGUAGAAACACAAUAGACUCCACUUGCUCUAUUUCUCAGUUUCGGAAUGCAAGUCAUCGCAAUUUGACCCUGGGAAGAGCCAACAGUAUCCAGGGGAGCAUUGAUACAGGUAGUGACAUAGGUGACUUUACAGAGUAUGAUCCAAAUCUUUUGGAUGAUCCACAGUGGCCAUGUGGCAAGCACAAACGGGUUUUAAUAUUCCCUUCCUAUAUGACCACCGUCAUAGAAUAUGUGAAACCAUCUGACCUCAAGAAAGAUAUGAAUGAGACAUUCAAGGAGAAGUUUCCUCAUAUUAAGCUGACUCUCAGUAAAAUAAGAAGCCUUAAGCGAGACAUUCGGAAGUUGGCCCAGGAUGAUUGUGGCUAUGAAGAACCCACAGUGGCCAUGGCAUUUGUGUAUUUCGAGAAGCUUGCAUUGAAGGGGAAGCUGAACAAACAGAACAGAAAACUUUGUGCUGGAGCCUGUAUCCUGUUGGCUGCCAAAAUUGGGAGUGACCUCCGAAAACAUGAAGUUAAACACCUCAUUGAUAAACUGGAAGAAAAGUUUCGCCUGAACAGACGGGAGUUAAUGGCAUUUGAGUUUCCUAUCCUGGUUGCCUUGGAAUUUGCGCUUCACCUCCCAGAGCAUGAAGUAAUGCCCCAUUAUAGACGCUUGGUCCAAAGCUCCUAGCACAGGAUAAACCUCAGAUAUCUUUCUCUGGGACAUUGAAUGAACAGAGCCACCGCUGCUACAGGACAUGCAAAAAUACUCAAGUGUCCUUGUCGUCUACACACAGUCUGGACAGCCAUUUUACCAACAAGGCCACAACUCCCAAAGUAGCUCAGCGACCACUACGUACAUCCCUGAGAACAAUAGGGUGAAUUUAGGAUCAACCUAUAGAAUGGCUGCAGUCAUUGUGUGUAGGUGAUGAAUGCACUUCUAAUACCAAUGGUUUCAUUGGUGCAACUCUGAUAUUGCUUUUUUACAAAGACACUAUAACUGUUAGGUGGAGACAUAAUAUGGAAGACAGACUGAGGUAUUACACCAUUCCUCUCCCCAGAACAGUCCAUUAUUUUAAUUUUUUGCUUUGGAUCUACAAGUGGACUUUAGUCUGUCGCCUUCAGAGCUGACAUUCACCAUAAAGAGAGGGGACCUGCAUUUAUGAAUAGUGUCAGACGUUAUCUCACUGUGUCAAAUACAACCGUGCCAGUGUCUUUUCUACCUUUUUUUGUAUAAGGUCUUUGCUGUGUGGUUUUUAACACCCGGGUGACUUCUGGCCAGGUUAGGAAGGCUGAAGCAAUGGACUAUAUCAUCUUCCGAUUAAACCUUGUGGCACUAGGCAUGACACUUGUGGGCCAACACUACAAACUGGUUCAUUCUAUCAGUGUACGAUCGAAGGCUGAGCAUUUUUAUGACUUUCAGAGUUUUUGAUAUAAAGCCACGUCAUUUUAAACUAUUGCACUUUUCCCUUCUAGAGGAAAUGCGUCUAGUCGCACAAUUUGUCGAGAUUCUGUGCUCUAUGUUAGAGUGCAUUUUAAGCACGUUUUCUUGUGCUUUAUGUUAAGCAGUGUUUAAAUGAUCAUAAGCAGCUGCCCGUUAUAAUGUGCUACAAUACAUUCAUCUCCAACAUUGCCUAAGUGUGCUUCUAUGAAAAACAAUGUAACCUAAAGCAUAUCUAGCAUCAGACUGAAAGAACAUGAUGACAAUUGUUAUUGUACUAUAUGUUUUUAAAGUUGUCUCAUUUGGCAGCCUCAAGAAUACUUGACUUUUAUAUAACAGAAAUAAUAUAGACAAAUGAGUGCAAUGUCUAUGAGAUGUUCUUUGGUAGCACCACAGUUCAUAUUUUUUAAAGGGGUACUCCGGCCCUUAGACAUCUUAUCCCCUAUCCAAAGGAUAGGGGAUAAGAUGUCUCACCACAGGGGUCCCGCUACUGGGACCCCGUAAUAUUGUAUUCGCCACUUACCUGUUUGAGCUGCACGCCACAGUGCCAGCUCACAAACAGCUGGGUGGCGACCACGGGGCCGGAGUAUCGUGACGUCAUGACUCCGCCCCCAUGUGAUGUCACCCCCGGCUAUGCAAGUCUAUGGGAGGGGGCGUGGCGGCCACAGGGGCGGAGUCAUGACGUCACUAUACUCCAGCCCCGUGCAGCUCAAACAGGUGGGUGGCGAAAACAAGAUUGCGGGGGUCCCCAGCAAUAGGGCAUAAGAUGUCUCAGGGCCGGAGUACCCCUUUAAAGUGUAGCUUUACCUGCACUCAUAGGGGACUUCAGCUUUGUGGGCUGUCUCAGUAUUCAGACUAUGAUGUCAUUUUUACCUCAUGACCCACCCAUGAUAGUAGUGACAUCAUUGGUUUCCAGGCAACUGCAAGAUCUGCAUCAUCCCCAAGAGGCUGGUUACACUUGAAAGCAUAACUACAGUGUUGUUGUGGCGGCAGGAUAUACUUUUAAAAUUCCUGACAACUCCGUAGCCCACUGCUAAAGCAAAUGCUCCACGAAAUUGCCAAAUGCCCCAUAAAUGUUGCCCGUAGUUUUAAAAGUGUAUCCUGCCACCGCAACAGCAAGUGUAUUUAUACUUUAAAUAUUCACUGCCAAAUAUACACUACUUUAUCCAAAUGCUUUGGUUCUUGGGGACAUGGGGUUUUAUUUUUAUACAUUUUAUUUUCUGAUUGUUUGAUCAUUAGUUGAACACUUCAUGUUUAAGGGCUAUGACCGGGCGUCAAAUGGUAAACACUAUUCUGCUCUGUUGUGGCAUCUUUGGCCGUUGAUUUAACAAAUGAUCACCGAAUGUUGUGAACUUAUCUCUAAAUACAAUAUGUUGAAUUGAAA
This is a messenger RNA of Hyla sarda, 3995 nucleotides long. It is a transcript of the gene CABLES1, whose product is annotated as Cdk5 and Abl enzyme substrate 1. Gene Ontology annotation, cellular component: cytosol. The record is from RefSeq and is a predicted model, not a curated record. The transcript is spliced from 10 exons. Gene Ontology annotation, biological process: regulation of cell cycle; nervous system development. The coding region runs from base 149 to 1861 and encodes 570 amino acids. NCBI's taxonomy places the organism in Eukaryota, Metazoa, Chordata, Amphibia, Anura, Hylidae.